Folsomia candida is the source of this 4058-nucleotide messenger RNA. RefSeq lists its product as uncharacterized. Gene Ontology annotation, molecular function: guanyl-nucleotide exchange factor activity. The coding region runs from base 1105 to 3984 and encodes 959 amino acids. Gene Ontology annotation, biological process: intracellular signal transduction. The record is from RefSeq and is a predicted model, not a curated record. NCBI's taxonomy places the organism in Eukaryota, Metazoa, Arthropoda, Collembola, Entomobryomorpha, Isotomidae. The transcript is spliced from 10 exons. Gene Ontology annotation, cellular component: cytoplasm.
CUUUAGUGGUGAUCAGUGCUUUGAUCUGAACACUAGUCGUCAAAAGCGUUAAGAAGCAGCGUCUCACUUGGUUUAUCAUGCUUCUCGCUCGCCCCCAUCGAACAAUUCCUACUCGCCUGCUUUCCAACAACCUCACUCACUCCUACUCAAAGAAUUUCUAGUUUCAACCAAACUACAAAAACCAAAUCGGAUGAAAACCCCUGUUUUGGAAACGCGGAAGUGCGUACAAAGAAACCAUUCCCAUUUUUGCAUGGAAGGUUCUCAGUUUCCGGAACUUGUAUUGGCUGGAGUCGAGAGUAUUUGUGGAAACAAAGUGUAGGCGUGAUCACCGUGGCGGUUACAGGAUAGUCGGAUCAAUUCCUUUCCGAUAAGCAGCUUACACGUGGAGGCUUGUGCAAUCUGCAAGAUAAUCGUGUCCAGAAAAGUUAUUAUUAUUAUCCUCACAGAGAGGUUGACGUUGACAUAGUCCAUCCAUCCAUCCACAUUGAUUUCCUAUUCCCUCCGUGGCUGGAUAUCGAUCAAUACGACGCUGUUGCCGCCGGUACAAAAGCCGGAGAGAGGGUGAGCCAGCCGUUGAGUUGGGAAGCGUCCGACCAUUUCCAAGCGACAAUUGCCACAACAAGCUUUUUGAGCGUUCGUUGAGUUGAGAAUUUUCUCAUCAGCCUGAUAUCCAAUAACAACGAUUGACUCUGUUUCGCGUGCCCGUCAACAUUGACACAUUUUAUCGUUCAGUAAAAGUAGUAUGGAUUUUCCAUAAAAACCCGAACCAUUGACCAUCGAAAAACUUAUCUGAAAUUAAUGGAACCCCGUCCAACAAGACAUUGGUCAAACAGACGAAACAACUGUCCCACCCCGACCUCAGCAUCAAUACGUGUUGAAUAAAAGUGGUGUAAAAACUAUUUUUUCCCCUCUCUUGUCUCUUGCUUAAUAGUUGUAACGGUUUGAAGUUAUUCGCGUCAAAGUGGUGACUGACUGAGUCACCAGAGCAAAAAAUGUGUGCGAGUUGUUUUUUACGCUGAAAAAUGUGACCAAUUUCCACUCUUGUGAGCAGAGAAGAGGACAAAGAGGAAGGCGAUAGUUUUUUGUUUACUUAUUUUCGUGAAAAUGAGCUGCGACUCGUCCAUCGCGGACUUGACGAUGAUGGAGGAUGAGGACUGCAGGGAGCAGAUUCUCACCCACAUCAAGGAGCUUCACGAGGCGGUGGUGGAAAUGAAGAGUGCCUUCACCACGGCGCAACUCCAACUCCAGAGCGUGUCAGGUGACGAGGAGGCCCUGUCCCGGGUCAAGACGGACUUGGAGACUGCCCGGGCAACCUGCGAACGCCAAGGGGGUGACAUCCUCCAGCUGGUGCUGGCCUUGAAGGGGGAGGUCGCCUGCAUCAAAGAGUCCUUCCAGUCGUCCCAGUUCCUACAACAUGGACUCCAGUCCUCCGUUCACACGCUCCUCCUCGAGAGGGACCUUCUCCUCGACGAGCUGGCCAAAAAUGGGGCCAUCUCAGAAAAUCUCAGGGUACGACUUCACAGCCGACUGAACGGAUGUGCCUUUCCACGCCCUUCCUCCGGCUCCCACUCCCACCAGUCCUCCAACGACAACGACUCGGGGGUGGCCCUUCUGCUGGAAAAGGCACAUGUAACCAACCCUUUCCAACCCCUGCUUCAAGGGCCCGACUCUCAAGAUGCUGGUGGUUCUCGAACCCACGAACCCUCCGACCUCGCCUCCUUCGCCAACCACUCGGCCAACGCCAAUGUACAAGAAUACCUCAACACGUUGCAGCAGGAGGGCAGUGGUGGCAACGGUCACCUUGGCAGUCGGGGAAACUCCAACCCAGAAAUGGUUCCUGAAGAUUUGGCAAUCAACGGAGUCGUCUACGAUUCGGACUGUUCUCUAACCCUUGCAGCCACCAAAAGCUUGUCCCUCAGCAAUUCGCUCAGCAAACAAUGUGGCCUCGAGCUGGAUCAAGACGACCAAGCGGUGCCGGAGGGAGAAAAAGGGAGCUCGCUUUGCAAGGGACGCGGAGGAGGAAGCCUUGCUGGUGGCAUUUCCGAGCCAGACGGAGGGCAGACCUUCAAGGAGGGACAGAGAUUGAAAGUGGCCAAAGAGUUGCUGGAAACGGAGAGAAAGUAUUGUCACACGCUCCGAACGAUUCAGGAGACGUUUGCCCAACCCCUAAAAAAUUCCGGCGUUCUUUCCCUCAAGGACAUCAACACGCUGUUCCCCGAAGAAGUAUUUUGCCUGCAUGAGAAGCAUUGUCAGCUUCUCUCACAAUUGGAGGAGCGAAUCGCGUCCUGGAAAAGCCAACCCAGAAUUGGGGACAUUCUGGAACGAUUCACCAAUGGGAAAGGUUCCAACGUCCUCCGGCUGUACACCAAUUACGUCAACGACUUUCCCGAAGUUUUAAAAACGUUUCACAAGCUGUGUCGCAGCUCGAGAGAAUUUACACACUUUCUAAAAUCCUCCUUGGAGCACCCGACUUGUGGUGGGUUGGACCUGGGAGCAUUUCUCCUCAGUCCCGUACAAAGGAUGCCUCGGUACAUUUUGCUCCUGAAGCAAAUCAUCAAGUACACGGAACCCACUCACCCCGACUUCCACGACAUCACCACGUGUCUCGACCGGCUGCGAGACUAUUUAAAAAGAUUGAACGACUCGAUGGAGCAUUCCUUCCAACUAGUCACUGCCCAAAUCACACCGCAACCCGGCGACCACCACAAUGACCACAAUGAGGCUGAGAAGGACAAGAAAAUUGGCUUUACCAAUGCCCUCGGCCUCGGAUUCGGGUUUGGUUCCAGAUCUGGGAAGACUAAUAAUGCUCGAUCCAGCGUGUGCAGUAGUCAAAGUAGUCACAGCACAACGGGUGACGUGGACGACGAAAGCAAUAAUCGCGGUCACAAGGUGCGGUACCGAAGGUCGACGUCCGUUCCGAGAAGCCAACACCACCACCACAACCACCACGCGUCCUAUGACCACUCGCCCACGCCGUCCAAGGAAGUCCUCAGCGGGGGCGGGGAGAAGGGGAGCAGUAACAAGUUGAAGAGCAGGUCGAAAAGUGACUGGACGGUGUGCAAGGCGUGCAACUGCAACAACCAGGUCCAGCCCCAUGAAGAGAACAAGUCCACCUGUCUGGAUAGAGCUCUGAGUGACUCUGACAUCAACUCGGACACGGAAGAGUCGCCCUUCCUUCGUUCCCCAAGCCAAGAGGACAAAAAUGGAAGAAAGUUCUCCACGUCCAAAAGUCUACACGACUUCCCAAACCAACAUCCCGACUGGUUUUUGAGCCAGCCCAGCUUGUGCGAUGGCCAGGAUGACGAGGCCGACGUAGAAUUUCCAAACAACAAGUCUUCCGUAGGAAGUAGUCAUACAGUUGUUCGCAACAACGUGAUGAUCCGACCCUUGUCAUCCGCACAAGGGGGGAGUCGCUACGUGGCUCGAAUUCAACGUGGUUCAUCCGAGUCUGAAAUGAAUUUGCACAUGAUUGGUGGGACGACCACGCCACCAAGUUUGGAACAGCACAAGAAGAAAACGUCACUGAGGACGUCCCUCAAAAAUAUUUUUUCCUUAAAGAAAAGAACAACUCGUACCCUGCAAAUUAGUGGACCAAUCCUGCCUUCUCGACCCGCAUUCCCACCUCCCGUGGCCACGCUGAGGUACAACAACGGGCGAGAAUGUUACCAGAGCCUGCCCCCAGAACCCACUCAUCUUGCCCCCCAUUUGGGAGGAGUGGGGGUUCCAGGAGGAGGAAGGUCCUCCCGAGCCUCACGACUUUCGGAGAGUCCUUCCAACCAACUCGCGCCCGGACCCGCGUCUCUGCCACCACCUCAGCCACUGCCCCCACAUCAACAACAACAUCAACAACACGUCGCCCGAUAUGCGCGCAAUCCUGGAAACAAGUUUGGAAAUCCUAAACUUCCAAAAACCCCCUUCAUGGCAAAGUACCACCAAUCGCAGGAACGGCGCAACAACAAUAACAGUCCAUACACGGAUGUUUAAUUUUACGAAAAUUAAGAAAUUAUAUUGAAUGCUUGAUAUCGAAAUAAAGAUACUUUUUGUAUGAACACUUUCCA